GUUUGAUAUAAUAAGCUAUCGAAAAUCUUGUUUUAGUGAUCAUUUAGAAGAGUAAGUUUAUUAUUCUGUUAUAAUAACAUUAUUUUUAUUUUCGUCUUUUACAUUAUCCACAAAUUGAAGUACUGAUGCCAUCUAAAAAGAAAACAAUAAUGCAAACAUUAUGUUGUUGUUACCCGUGCUUCAUCAGCAAAUCAGAAACGAUGGGACUGUUGCCCUCUGGUGUAGUGAAUAAUCGUAAACAACUUUUCUUUGUGAUUCCGAAAACGAAAAUAGUGUCAAAGGACUCAAAGCCAAAGAUGGCCGACGUGAACAGGAAAAGAUUGUUUGAGUUGUUGAAACGGCCAGGAAACAAUACUUGUGUGGACUGCGGAGCCUCAGAGCCAGAAUGGGCAUCUUACAACUUGGGAAUCUUUCUUUGUACCCAAUGUGCUGACUUUCAUAGGAGCCUGGGACCCCACAUUAGCAAAGUCAAGUCCAUUAGGAGUGACCACUGGGACACUUCUCAAGUAGACAUGAUGGAGAAUGGAGGUAAUCACAGAGCCCAUGUCAAGUAUGAGAUCCAUGUCCCUGUCUGUUACAGAAGACCCCUAGCACAUGAUGUUCAAGUCUUGAAAGAAGAAUGGAUUCGGGCCAAGUAUGAAAGAGAGGAGUUCAUCCAUAUUGAUAAGCAGGUGUAUUUAAGUGGUCGGAUGGAAGGAAUAUUGUGGAAGCGUGGAAAAGAGGAUGGUAGAUUUAAUCCUCGUAAAUUUGUGCUUAAUGAAGCAGAUGAUACACUUAAGUAUUAUGUGAAGGAAGUAAGUAACAAAGACAUAAUUCACUGGUAUACAGCUAUCAGGUCAGCAAAACUCAACCGGCUUCAAGUGGCUUUUCCUGGAACUAGUGAAUUAGAACUAGCACGACAUCUUACUAGGGAUUUUCUUAAGGAAGGAUGGCUAAGAAAAAUGGGUCCAAGAAGUGGUGAUUCUUAUAAGCUUCGUUGGUGUUCCUUGGACGACAGAAAACUAAUGUAUCUAGAAAAUCCUCUUGAUCCCUAUCCAAAAGGAGAAAUAUUUCUUGGUUACCAUGGUUAUGGUAUUAAACCCAAAGUUCCUGAGGGUGUGAAGACAUAUGGUUUUGGUUUUACACUUCAGACUCCAGAGCGAUUGUUUGUAUUUGGAUCAGAUAGAGACCAAGAUCGACAGGAGUGGUUAACUGCUUUACAGCAGGUUAUAGAUCGUCCGUUAACACCACAGGACAACUUUAUGGCAGCCAACUUAGUAAAGAAGAGGUCUACAUUAGCAUCAUCUCUUCAACUACUUAGAGUUUUGUAGCAACCAUGUUUUUGACACACCUGGGUUACUAUAACAGCCAAGCAGUUAACUAAUCAGAACCUUACUACUCUUGAAUUGGGUUACUGUAAUUUCUAAGUUGUUAUUACAUACUUGAAUUGGGUUACUGUAAUUUCUAAGUUGUUAUUACAUAUUUUCGGAUAUCUUUACCUAGACUUCUAUCACUUAUCAUUUCAAGAUUUUUAACAACUUAGUAGUUGCCAAGUUAUUAUUAUACCUGAUUUAGUAUAUCAGACAACUAACUUGUCGUUUCAUCUUUCACAGAGUUCUCUUUACAGGUUUUACUUUACUAACUUUAUUAUUUAUUAACAGGUUAGUGGUUACUACAAAAUUUUAUAUUCGAAGAGUUACCACUGAAGAAGGGUACAGUAAUUCCUAAGAAUUUACCACAAAAUUAUUACACUUAGUAACCAAGUUACUUACAUACCUGAUACAGGCUUCUGUAAUAAGAUAUUGCAUAUCACAUCAUCAUUGGCAUUCAAUAACCAGGUUCUUUAUAAACCUGAUAUAGGCUUCUGUAACAAGAUAUUGCAUAUUACAUCAUCAUUGUCAUUCAGUAACCAGUUUAUUCAUAUACCUGAUAUAGGCUUCUGUAACAAGAUAUUGCAUAUUACAUCAUCAUUGUCAUUCAGUAACCAGUUUAUUCAUAUACCUGAUAUAGGCUUCUGUAACAA
Molecule: messenger RNA, 2002 nt
Organism: Limulus polyphemus (Atlantic horseshoe crab)
Lineage: Eukaryota; Metazoa; Arthropoda; Merostomata; Xiphosura; Limulidae
Product: arf-GAP with dual PH domain-containing protein 1-like
Exons: 6
Coding region: 126-1310 (394 amino acids)
Biological process (GO): positive regulation of GTPase activity
Cellular component (GO): intracellular membrane-bounded organelle; plasma membrane
Molecular function (GO): GTPase activator activity; phosphatidylinositol bisphosphate binding
Source: RefSeq, a predicted model, not a curated record